AUGGCGGAGUUCCGUGCGCUCGGGCUGGCGCCGUGGCUGGCGGAGCAGGCCCGGCAGGUGGGGCUGCUGCGGCCCACGCCCGUGCAGGCCGCCUGCAUCCCGGCCGUGCUGCAGGGCCGGGACUGCCUGGGCUGUGCGCAGACGGGCAGCGGGAAGACGGCGGCGUUCGUGCUGCCGGUGCUGCACGUGCUGGCCCAGGACCCGUACGGCAUCUUCUGCCUCGUGCUCACCCCCACCCGGGAGCUGGCGUACCAGAUCGCAGAGCAGUUCCGCGUGCUGGGCAAACCCCUGGGGCUCAAGGACUGCGUGGUGGUGGGGGGGCUCGACAUGGUGUCGCAGGCCCUGGCCCUGUCCCGCAGGCCCCACGUGGUCGUGGCCACCCCCGGGCGCCUGGCCGACCACCUGCGCAGCUCCAGCACCUUCAGCCUCAGCAAGCUCCAGUUCCUGGUUCUGGACGAGGCUGACCGCCUGCUGGAGCAGGGCAGCGCCGAUUUCAGCGCGGACCUGGAGCUGAUCCUGGGCGCGGUGCCCGCGCGCCGCCAGACGCUGCUGUUCAGCGCCACCCUGACGGGCACCCUGUGCCAGCUGCGGGGCCUGGCUGCCAACAGCCCCUUCUUCUGGGAGGCCUCGGCCCCGGUGAGGACAGUGGAGGGGCUGGAGCAGAGGUACCUGCUGGUGCCCGAGGCGCUCAAGGACGCCUACCUGGUGCACCUGGUGCAGAGCUUCCAGGACCAGCACGAGGACUGGGCCAUCAUCAUCUUCACCAAGACCUGCAAGGACUGCCAGGUGCUGAACAUGAUGCUGAGGAAGUUCAGCUUCCCCUCCGUGGCCCUGCACUCCAUGAUGAAGCAGAAGCAGAGAUUUGCAGCUCUGGCCAAGUUCAAGUCCAGCAUCUUCAAGAUCCUCAUUGCCACAGACGUGGCUGCCAGAGGUUUGGACAUCCCAGCAGUGCAGGUUGUCAUCAACCACAACACGCCAGGGCUGCCCAAGAUCUACAUCCACCGCGUGGGACGCACGGCCCGGGCAGGGAGGAAGGGCAUGGCCAUCACCCUGGUGACACAGUACGACAUCCACCUGGUGCACGCCAUCGAGGAGGAGAUCAAGCUGCAGCUGCCCGAGUUCUCGGUGGAGGAGCAGCUGGUGCUGGACAUCCUGACCCAAGUGAACGUCACCAGGAGGGAGUGUGAGAUCGAGCUGGAGGGGAUGGAUUUUGAUGAGAAGAAGGAAAUCAAUAAGAGGAAACAGAUGAUCCUGGAGGGGAAGGACCCGGAGCAGGAGGCCCGCAGGAGGGCAGAGCUGUCCCGGAUCCGGAGCAGGAACAGGGAGUGCCGGCAGAAGCUGCAGCAGAGCCUGCACAGGAGGAGGCAGCUGCAGCUCCGCAGGAAACUGCACAAGAGCACGGAGAGGAGGAGGAGGAAGAUGGAGAAGGAGAAGGAGAAGGAGAAGGAGGAAAAGGAGGAGCAGUGAUGUGGCUGGGCCCGGCCCAGAGUGCCCUGGAAUUGCUGCAGCUUUGGGAAAACUGGGACUGAACUCUUGAAUGUGGGAAAAAAACAAUGCUGGGGAGGAGGGAAGGAUCCCAGAACCACUGGGAUUGGGAUUGGGAUUGGGUUGGGAGGAGCUCAGGGCUCAUCCAGUCCCAGCCUGGCCUUGGACAUCCCAGGGAUCCAGGGCAGCCUCAG
This is a messenger RNA of Melospiza georgiana, 1679 nucleotides long. RefSeq names its product DEAD-box helicase 49 (gene DDX49). The transcript is spliced from 13 exons. The record is from RefSeq and is a predicted model, not a curated record. Gene Ontology annotation, molecular function: ATP binding; nucleic acid binding; RNA helicase activity. The coding region runs from base 1 to 1467 and encodes 488 amino acids. NCBI's taxonomy places the organism in Eukaryota, Metazoa, Chordata, Aves, Passeriformes, Passerellidae.